This is a messenger RNA of Vitis riparia (riverbank grape), 883 nucleotides long. Its product is annotated as mediator of RNA polymerase II transcription subunit 15a-like. Gene Ontology annotation, biological process: regulation of DNA-templated transcription. The coding region runs from base 204 to 635 and encodes 143 amino acids. The transcript is spliced from 5 exons. The record is from RefSeq and is a predicted model, not a curated record. Lineage: Eukaryota; Viridiplantae; Streptophyta; Magnoliopsida; Vitales; Vitaceae. Gene Ontology annotation, molecular function: transcription coregulator activity.
ACUGAAACCAGUGUUUUCUACAGACCAGUUUGAAGGUGGAAAUCUAUCCUUGCCGGCACUGCAUUGACGAGUGCUAUUGCUAUUGCCGGCACUGCAGAGCAUCAACGCCAUUGAUAAAUCGACUUGGUGCUAUUUGCUAGUUUCCAGUAUUCCUAGUUUACUUCUCCCAGAAGCAAAAGCUUUUAGCCCGGACCAUCACCGCCAUGGCAUUCCCAACCAGAAAAUUUGGGGUUUCAUUACGACCAUUGUGUCAUCCCUUUCGCUUCCGGCCCCAGAGACCUGCUCAGGCUGAACCUGUCAUGGAUGGAGGUGAUUGGAGGGCUCAUGUUCCACCUGAUGCCCGCCAGAGGAUUGUCAACUACAUCAUGGACACAUUGAAGAGAGUUGUUCCUGUUUCUGGACCAGAGCAACUGCAUCAGCUAAGGAAUCUUGCUGAAAGGUUUGAGGAAAAGCAUUAUUCUGCUGCCACAAGCAGGUAUGAUUACCUGCGGAGACUAGCUGCGAAGUUGCUGACAUUGGAGGGUUUGGCUAAAACCAAUUAUGCUGCUCAAAGCAAAAAGUCCUCUGAUGGCAACAGAUCCUCUGAUGACCAGAAAUUCUCUGCUAUCAAAGAAUCCCUCAGAUCCAGACUUUGAGACUGGAAAAUGGAGUUGGUUGGAAGUUGCUGCUAUCCUUGUUAUUUCAUAGGUCUACUAUGAUCUGGAAAUGGAAUUUUGAAAUGUAAAAUGUAGAAUCUAACUAACAACUCAGUCUAGGCAUGAUGUGAUUUCUUGAUAAAAUGUUGAUAUGAUGUUUGAAUGUUAAAUGUUAGAUUUGUAGUUGGAAGCUGAUAUGGAAUGUUGCAGUUUUUACUAAUCAAUCCGGAACUUGGAGAGGAAAUAUU